UCAGCGACGCUCGAGCGCCCCCCUGCGGCCGGCUCGCGCAUGCUCACCGCGUGCAGCGCUGAGGUCGCACUUCCGCUUCCGGGCGGCGCGGGGAGGAGAGCGGAGGGAUGAGCUGGGCGCGGGGCGGCUGGCGGGCGCGGUGCACCUUGCUCCUGCCCGGCUCCCGGAGGUGGCUGGCGGGGCGGCGUGGCACCGAGGACGCAGCUAGAGAGGAUCCAGAGAGCGAGGGACCCAUCCCCUUCUCUGCCAGCAAGGCCAGCCCGCGGGUGUGGAGCGUCAGCCGGUCUAUGGGGAGUGACCACCAGAGGCCGUGGGUGAAGGUGCUGCCCCUCAGCCUGCUGUGCAGCGGGCUGUUGCUGUGGUGUGCGUUUAGGGAAAGAACGGAGAUUGACGAGCGACUGGAAGUCCUGUUAUCUGGUCAGAUCGUGGACCCGUUAGAUGCGGCACAACAAAGCGAUGCUCCUUCGCAGAUACAGGAGGAGAGAUGAUGAGCGCACCUGUGGUGAAGGAGCUGCCAAAAGUUCAGCUGCUUAAAGGCUGCUCUCACACUUGAUUUGGAAAAUGUUUUUCCAUCCUACCACCAGCCUUAUCUUGCAAACAGGAUUUAUUUAUCUUGCUGCUUUUUGUUUGUCUUUACUUAGCAACUUACAGCGAUAGCAGAAGGAAUAUUCCCUUUCUGCAUUGCGUGGCAGGGAUGGACAGGAUGUAUUGCAAACCUGCGUGUAUUUGUAGAUAUGUUGUGUUCAACUCGGUUUUUCCCAUGGAUGUUUUUUUUUUCUUGGUUGCACAGGAUAUUAAAAUACCGAAGCUGUAUGUCUGCAGUUUGGUUGCUGAAGGUGACCUUCAGCUGGCACUGUGCUAUUGUGGAGUGCAUUCACA
This is a messenger RNA of Phasianus colchicus (ring-necked pheasant), 879 nucleotides long. RefSeq names its product ubiquinol-cytochrome c reductase complex assembly factor 4 (gene UQCC4). NCBI's taxonomy places the organism in Eukaryota, Metazoa, Chordata, Aves, Galliformes, Phasianidae. The record is from RefSeq and is a predicted model, not a curated record.